UGUGUAUGACUUAGUAAAAAUAUAUUUUAUGAAAUUAAAUUUUCCUUGUAAUUAGCCACAAAGCUAGCGAACUGAACCGAAUAGUAGUAUUACUGGUACUUUACUUAAUUAGUCCCUCCCCUUGGAAAGAUGGAAGGCAAAACAGACCCCGGUGGGACUGCUAUGCCUGCAGUCCAACACUAAUGCUACAUUAUUCAUACUGUAGGUUCUGUUUUGUGUUUUUGUGCCUCUGUUAUCCCAGAUCAUUCGUUGGUUUGUCACUCAGCAAUGUAAAGAUAAUAGUUCACUACAUUGCUUCUGCCAGUUGGCUUUCUCGUUUAUAUAUAGUCCUUAAAACAUCAAGUAGUCCAGUCAUUUGAGAUUCAGUGUCGAGCUGUCAACUUCGGGUCAUAUUUCACGAAUCUUUUCAACUAUUUGCUUGUCCGUUUGGCUCCACUACACAGGUAUGCAUCGUGAGUUUUUACAUACAUAUAGUAUGAACCUGUCUAUCUGUGUCGGAGCCAAUCGGCUUUAGUUUUGCCCUCUAUCAAGUCAGAACUACUACUGAAAACUACGAAAGGCAUAUUAUUACACAUCGCCCUAAACCUAGAAGUAUGUAUCUGAAACUUAGUGAAAUCUGUGAGAAGAAAAAACAAAAGAUACCCGCCCUAACAUUAAGAACAACACUCACAAGUAACAGAUUUCUCACUCUAUUGGUCUAUGGUGACCCACAUUUUAUUGAAGUCCUUCAAAAAGCGCUACGAUAACAAAAGCACAAAAUGAGUUCAAAUUCCAGUGAAAGCGACUCCAAGAUGGUUGGGAAAAGGCGUAGGCAGUCAACCAUUCCUAUGGUUAAACAAGAAGCUAAUGCUAUCUUGGAAGAGUUCUUGAAGAGGCAUCAAGAAAGCCUCACAUCUAUAACUCCAAUGAACUCAGUUUACCAAAAAGUUUCAGAACUCGAAGUCUUUGAGGAGAAACCAAAUUUCAAGCGCCGAGCCAGUUACAGAAAAGCAUCACAAGAAUCCAUUUUAAGUGAUGACAGUUUCCAUUCAAUGACAAAAACUGAAAUUACUUAUGAAAAUACUGCUCCUCUUGCAAGCGAUGAGGAAUGUAGUUCGAGUAUUGAGUCACCAUCGUCGGCUCCUGGCUUUCUUUGUAAUUCUUCUAAACUUCGGCAUUCCUCAAGUAAUUCAUCGUCGUCUAGCUCUGAUAAUGACUCGAGAGUACGUCGUAAGAAGAGCUUGUUUAAACGGGCGAAAGAACGACUGAGAAUGUCGUUCAACAUAUCGAGAAAGUUUAAAAAGAUUCAAGCUGAAAAGGAGGCGAACAAUGACAAUGUUUUCAUAAAGAAGAAAGAUAAGAAAACAAAGAAGAAGGUGAAGACAAAAGAUAAAGUACUGAAGGAAGUGACAACCUAUACAAGGACGCACAUUCGUCAAUCGUCUACAAUAUCAGAUAUUCCUUGCCAAAAAACUGAGAUUACCCUUCGUGAAGGGGAGAUCUGGGAGUCAAAGAAAAUAAAAGAGAAGAAUGGUGAGUCACGUCAUAUUGAAUCCCAUCUUAGCAUUAAGGAAAGUUCAGACAAUUCAAGCUCGAAAGGACUGCCAUCAUCUCUUAAUAAAUUAAAAUCCCUUCACAGAAAUGGGAAGAAAACGCUCUCUCUUGGGAGAAAAGAAAGCACUGAGCAGAAGGAUAUUAUUCAAAACAUCCAUCGCCGAACAGCAUCUGAAGGCAAUGAUAAAGCUAUACAUGUAAUCAAAGAAGAAAGUAAGGAUAAUAAAGAUAGCACUACCACAAAUGUUCUCAAUGAGAUUAUAGCAUUAGAAAAUGAAACUGGGAACGACUAUCCACUUAUUGAGACUUCGGCUCCACGAAAAAAUUUGCAUCUGAACAUUAAUCCAGUUUUUACCAGUGAUCUUCCAGAUCGAGGAAAUUUUGAAUUUAAGGCUGAACACGUUGAGAAAGUAACGACUGUUUGUACACCAGAUGGUCUGACUCAACGCAGAUCAUCUGUUGAGCAUUAUGAGCAUCUCAGUGACUGUGAUAAUACUGAAGUUAAUAAUGAUAGAGAACUUGAUGAAAUUGAUGGUGCUGUCGGUGGAGUUAUGUCUUCUGAACCUAGCGAUGAGCAAUCGAAAACUGAUAUGUUUAAACGAGUGGCUGAUAAACUGAUGACUCUCGCUGAUACACAGACAUCAGCAUCUGAUUCAGAAGGUGCUUGUGCUAGACCACGUCCAAUUGAUGGAAUCCAAUCACCAGAACUGAGUGACUUAGAGAAAGAACUUGUGGAGUACAUUCUUUCUAUAAAAACCUCUAGUCAGUUCCCAAGUGAAGCUGUCAUAGACAUACUUAAACAACUUACCUAUCAGAAUUUCAAAGAGACUUUUGAAGCAUACUCUAAAGACAAGAGUGGAUUACAAGAGGUGGCAGCUCUCUUCUUCCUUUCCAAGGCAGCUAUCAACCUUGUUGGACCUUUUCGUGCAAUGGCUUCCCAGAUAAAAGAACUAACUCUGCGAUACUUUGAGGAUAAGUGUGCAGCAUUCAUUGUGGAGAAAGGUGGUUGGGAUUCAGUUCUCGAAGACACAGAUGAAGAACCUAAAGGAGAGUGAUAUAAUUAUGUGACAGGGUAAUGACUGUGUUAACAAAUAUUUAGCUUAACUGAUCUCACAUAGCUUCAUCAGAUUUUUCACUGAGUUGUGGGACUUUGCACAAACCCAGCUGUGAAUGAAAAGGAAGCAGGAACGAAUUCCUCUUAACAAAAACAUCACUGCCACAAUUAUUUGUUUGGAAGGGAAGUUACCUCAUAAAAGUGGUAAUAUUGCUUGCUGAUCAUGCAAGUUUAAUGGCUGGAUGUUUAAAAUUCUGGAAAAAAAAUGCAAUUUAUUUUAAUUGAUAACAUUCAAAAGAAAAAGCAUACAUGAAGAGGGGAGGGAAAAUAAUUUAAAUUCCAGUGAAAGUUAUCGCUUUCAGGAUUAUUUUCCAUACACUGCCAUUUAUCUCCCCAUCCUGAACAGUGCUGAUUACAAGAGAAGAAGGAAGGAAAAUGCACAAAGAAACUAAGUUAUUUGUGAAAACGAGUGGGAAUAAUUUUGUAUAGAAAAUGUAUAAUGAAUUUUUGUUCAUUUCA
Octopus bimaculoides (California two-spot octopus) is the source of this 3106-nucleotide messenger RNA. RefSeq lists its product as uncharacterized. The record is from RefSeq and is a predicted model, not a curated record. Gene Ontology annotation, biological process: regulation of apoptotic process. NCBI's taxonomy places the organism in Eukaryota, Metazoa, Mollusca, Cephalopoda, Octopoda, Octopodidae.